AUGUUUUUUCCGAAAAUAAAUGAGCAUGAGAUAAAACGACAAUUCCGUCGAAAUUUAAAUAUUUAUAAUUUGGUAACUGCUGGUGUUAUAGCGCUGCGUGAGGAAACAGAUACACUGGUAGAUAGUGAGCUAACAGAAUCAUCAGCUUUAACGACAUUCAUGAAAGCUGCUACAACUGAAUGA
Molecule: messenger RNA, 183 nt
Organism: Loa loa (African eye worm)
Lineage: Eukaryota; Metazoa; Nematoda; Chromadorea; Rhabditida; Onchocercidae
Exons: 1
Coding region: 1-183 (60 amino acids)
Source: RefSeq, a predicted model, not a curated record